AUGGUCAGUCUCGGCGGCGUUGAAGUCUAUGCCAUUACCGUGGCCGUGCUGCUCGGCUCAUGCAUUCCGGCCAGUAGACUGUCUGCAAGCUCGCUCACACGCCGGUUCCGUAAAACCAACCUCUUUGUGAGCCGAUUCUUGACAUAUCCUCGCCUCUUCGGCGGCAAUCAAUACUUCCAGCCAUGGACAAUGCUCGAGUGUAUUAUGUUGUUAGGGUUCGCAGCGGUUAAUGUCAUCGUCGCCACACUCCCCUGGUUGUCUAUCCAAGAGCUACGAAGGCGGCUGGGCGUCUUAGCCGUGGUUAAUAUGGUCCCUCUAUACUUUGGAACGGCCCACGAUAUCCCAGCCACCAUCUUUGGUCUACUCCUCCGGGAUUAUAGCCGCGUCCAUCGCGUGAUGGGGGCAGCCUGUAUUACUCUGGGACUGAUGCACGCUAUCCUCUCCUGGAAUACGGUCCCGCAGAAAAAUUCCUCCUCGCUCUGGACGUGGAAUCAAGUGGUAUUCUCCUCCAUCUUGCUGAUUGCGAUUUCGACGCUGGUACGGUGGCGCAUCCAUUUCUACGAGUCGUUCCUAUGGGUCCACCGGCUUCUCGGCUUUAUAUGUCUUAUUGGUCUAUGGCGGCACGCAACGCCGGGAGCGAAAGUGUCGUACUGUGCGCUCUCCACCGCGACUCUUGCCUUUGCCCUUUCACUGUUGGUGGUUAUGGGCUUCACGGUCUGGAUCAAUGGACUCGUGCCUAAGAGAUGGUACAUCGCCCGAGGGUAUACGCUCGCCCGAGAUUCACGCUACAUGAGGAUCACCGUACAUAAGUGGCAAGGACGUCGCGUCCGCCCGGGCCAGUACUUACACUUAGUAGCUCCGGGAAUCACGAAUUUUGGGACUCUCCAAAGUCAUCCAUUUAUGGGCGUCCCCGGAUCGGAGGGACACUCACUGGAAAUGUUUGUCGAGAUGCGGUCCUCCUUCACCUCCAUGCUGUUUCAGCAGCCCGUCGAUUCAUCCCCGGAGCCGUCUCCGCCUUGGAAAACUAUUCUGUCGGAGAAGUGUUCGAGAGACUGCCUUGUUCUCCCUUGCGAGAAGCGAACCUUUCCCGUCCUUUUACGGGGUCCAUAUGGGCCAAGUGUAUCGCUGAGGGGUUUUGAAAUUGUGGUAAUGGUUGCUAAGCGAGGCUGCCACGUCGCCUCAUUCAUUCCCUAUCUUCGCAACAUCGCUCAUGAUCAACGAAGCCGCUUACGUGCCGUGCACCUCGUCUGGGAAGUUGAUUCGCCAGAGGAAGUAUGUAUGUGGUCUGAUGUGAUCAACGGUCUGCAAGCUGGCGUCGAAGUUCAUGCCCUCCCCGUGAAUGGUGACGCCGAAUUACUCGCCAAGGAGAGAAAGAGGGUGAAGAUUGCCAUUUACUACCCCGAGGGCUGUCCAGAUCGCUUGGACCUAGUUAAGACGGGACUGGAGGAUACCGUCACUGAGAAUUGGGGUCAGCCGGACCCAAAGGCGAUCUUGGGUGAGUGUAGAGCGUGCAGGAUCACGGAGGGUGAAAAAGCCGUUGUCGAGCCCGGGGUAGUGGGGAAGGAGCCCUCUGACGGGGUGCUUGUUCUAUUUUCGGGAAAGGCACAUGAGGACCGGAUUUGGUACGACUGCGUCUGCAGUUACCUGCCCGAAAAUGUGCGUUUCCUGCGCAUGCCAGAUUGGCAGUAA
Cladophialophora immunda is the source of this 1689-nucleotide messenger RNA. RefSeq lists its product as uncharacterized. Gene Ontology annotation, biological process: intracellular iron ion homeostasis; copper ion import; iron ion transport. Lineage: Eukaryota; Fungi; Ascomycota; Eurotiomycetes; Chaetothyriales; Herpotrichiellaceae. The transcript has 4 exons. Gene Ontology annotation, molecular function: ferric-chelate reductase activity. The coding region runs from base 1 to 1689 and encodes 562 amino acids. The record is from RefSeq and is a predicted model, not a curated record. Gene Ontology annotation, cellular component: plasma membrane.